AUGAAGGUCACAGUGACGGAGUGUGUCAGUGAGUCACUUAUAGAUGAAAGCACAAAGAUAUCUCCCUCACCAAGCACUGCCCGGGACACUGACUACGACACUGACUACUACACUGACUACUACACUGACUACUACACUGACUACGACACUGACUACGACACUGACUACGACACUGGCUGCGACACUGACUACUACACUGACUACGACACUGACUACGGCACUGACUACGACACUGACUACUACACUGAUUACGACACUGGCUACUACACUGACUACGACACUGACUACUACACUGGCUACGACACUGACUACGACACUGACUACGACACUGACUACGACACUAACUACGACACUAACUACGACACUGAUUACGACACUGGCUACUACACUGACUACGACACUGAUUACGACACUGGCUACUACACUGACUACUACACUGACUACGACACUGACUACUACACUGGCUACGACACUGACUACUACACUGGCUACGACACUGACUACGACACUGACUACGACACUGACUACGACACUGGCUGCGACACUGACUACUACACUGACUACUACACUGGCUGCGACACUGACUACGACGCUGACUACGACACUGACUACUACACUGACUACUACACUGACUACUACACUGACUACGACACUGACUACGACACUGACUACGACACUGACUACGACACUGACUACGACACUGACUACUACACUGACUACUACACUGACUACGACACUGACUACGACACUGACUACGACACUGACUACUACACUGGCUGCGACACUGACUACGACACUGACUACGACACUGACUACGACACUGACUACUACACUGACUACGACACUGACUACUACACUGACUACUACACUGACUACGACACUGACUACGACACUGGCUACGACACUGACUACUACACUGGCUGCGACACUGACUACUACACUGGCUGCGACACUGACUACGACACUGACUACGACACUGACUACGACACUGACUACGACACUGACUACUACACUGACUACGACACUGACUACGACACUGACUACUACAUUGACUACGACACUGACUACGACACUGACUACUACACUGACUACUACACUGACUACGACACUGACUACGACACUGGCUACGACACUGACUACUACACUGGCUGCGACACUGACUACUACACUGGCUGCGACACUGACUACGACACUGACUACGACACUGACUACGACACUGACUACGACACUGACUACUACACUGACUACGACACUGACUACGACACUGACUACUACAUUGACUACGACACUGACUACGACACUGCCUACGACACUGCCUACGACACUGACUACUACACUGACUACUACACUGGCUGCGACACUGACUACGACACUGACUACGACACUGACUACGACACUGACUACGACACUGACUACUACACUGGCUGCGACACUGACUACGACACUGACUACGACACUGACUACGACACUGACUACGACACUGACUACUACACUGACUACGACACUGACUACGACACUGACUACUACACUGACUACGACACUGACUACGACACUGCCUACGACACUGCCUACGACACUGACUACGACACUGGGACAUUACUGUACUUGCUUUUAAUUAUACUGAUAAUUUUGACACGUGACAGAACACACAUAUAUAAUUAA
This is a messenger RNA of Procambarus clarkii (red swamp crayfish), 1662 nucleotides long. Lineage: Eukaryota; Metazoa; Arthropoda; Malacostraca; Decapoda; Cambaridae. The record is from RefSeq and is a predicted model, not a curated record.